Molecule: messenger RNA, 2899 nt
Organism: Rhineura floridana
Lineage: Eukaryota; Metazoa; Chordata; Lepidosauria; Squamata; Rhineuridae
Product: von Willebrand factor A domain-containing protein 7-like
Exons: 18
Coding region: 1-2781 (926 amino acids)
Source: RefSeq, a predicted model, not a curated record
AUGUUGCUCCUCAGAGGCCUCCCUGUGUUCUUCUGCCUGGGCAUUGUGAACGGAUUCCUCCCCAACCACGAAUCAGGGGGUAUUGAUUCAACUGUCUACACAGAUGCUGACAUCACAGAAGCAGGGGUCCUACGGGCUGUUGCCCGGUACAUGGAGAGGAACCCACUGCCUGGGAGAUCUCCCAUGGUCCCAGGAGAGCUGGAAAAUAUGAAGCCACUGAAUGCUACUGGACUAUACAAGGCUUUUUACAAAGCUGAUGUCUCUCCCAGUCGAUUGGUCAAAGCCAUACAGGAGCUUAUCUCUGGGAAUAAUCAAGUGGAGGUCACCCACCGGGAAGACAGUAGCUACUUCUUCUACUGCGAAAAGAUAGCCCAAAGUAUAAACCAGUUUCGGAACCUGAGGGAAUCUAUGCUCAACAGCCUGAAAGAUCCUGUGAGCUCAACAACUUUGGAAUCAGCUCGCCUAAGCGCUGGAAAAGCUCUCCAUGUCCAGCAGAAAUUCUACAGUAACACCAACUGGGUUGAAAUGGGAAAAACCAAACCUUAUGAACACCUGUUAAAUCCAGCCAGUCCUGCUUCCCCUGUUGCUCCUGCUUCUAAGGAAACCUGUAAAGACUGCAUCAGAGACUCAAGUGACCAGUACUCGUGCGAUGGAAACAUCCUAGUGAAUGACCUGCUCACAAGUGGGUACUGGGUGUCAACAACAUGCAGGAAAAAACCAAAAGGCAAAUGUGGACAUGGUGGGAGAAAUGAUCCAACACAAGACUUCCCUGUGACUGGAGGGAUCAACAAGGAGACGACGAACCCCCAGCUUUCUCCACACUAUCAAUUGCACCCCCAAGCUGCUGAACUAGCCAUACAAGACACAAGGGACUUCUUUGUAGGAGAUGGAUACGGCCUCCUGGACCAGGUGGGCAGUGAUAUCUUUAAGAAGCUUUUCAACUUGGACGGCUAUUCGCUCACCUUUGUAAUAGACACAACGGGCAGCAUGACAGAGGAUAUCAGCCACGUCAAAGCCAUCAGCAUCCAGCUGCUCCGAAACUAUUCUAGCUCCCCGGAUAAACCCUUUAACUACAUUCUUGUGCCUUUCAAUGAUCCAGAUGUGGGCCCAGUCCAAGUGACUCGUGAUGUGGAUGAGAUGGAGUCUUUCAUCUCUAGCCUCAAAGUUGAUGGUGGUGGUGACUGCCCAGAGAUGUCACUAAGUGGUCUGAAGUUGGCUUUGGAACACAGCUUGCCACAGUCCCAGAUCUACAUGUUCACUGAUGCUGGAGCUAAAGAUGAAGACCUGAUGGAUCAAAUCAAAGGCAUAAUUGAUUCCUCUGGAUCUAUCGUGAACGACUUUCUCACAGGAUAUUGUUCAAGCCGGAAACGAAGAAGUAUUGCUGAGGAGUCUUCGGGGAGGAGUUAUGCUAACCUGUAUGAAGAACUAGCUGCUUAUUCUGGUGGGUUCUAUGUGAUGACCACCAAAGGUGAACUCGACCAAGUCCUGGGCAUAAUGGAGCUCUCGCUGAAUGCUGCCCCUGUUAAGGUGGCCCAUAAACACCUGGAUGGGUCUCAGCUCUCCUUCCCUGUGGAUGAGACUCUCACUGAAAUAACUAUCUCGGUCAAGAGCUUAAUCUCCUCCAAAUUCAAUGUUACUUUGCUGCAGCCAUCAGGAGACCCAUUGAUCACCACUGAUGUGGUGAUCAACACGGCCACACACAAGAUUGUGAAAGUGUCGCCCAUCCCUGAGCAGGGCUCGUGGACCGUGUCUGUAUCUCCCAGCGGCUCCUACAAGGUGGAAAUCGGAGGCAAGAGCUUGCUUGACAUUUCCUACCAGAUUAUGCAGAAGGAGAAAGGCUAUGUGCUUCCGAUCCAGGGAAGACCUGUGAAAGGCUCAAACUACACUUUCUCCCUGAGGCUGAUGGGAGACGCUAAAGGUGCUCAAGUCCAGCGCUUGGUCCCUAUUUCUGAACUGGGGAACCCCAUAGACUCCAUUGCUUUGAACCAAACCUUUGAUGCCCUUGGCAACCUCAUAGCCACUGCCCCUGUUAUCUUGCACACCACGACUACCCUGCUGAGCGUGGAAGGCCUGUCUCCGGGGAACCUGCCCUUUUCACGAGUCAGCAGCUAUCCGAUCAGCACCGAGUCUGUGCGGAUUGUGGCCUUGCCAGACCAAAAGAGCACAAUGGCGCCCGGUGGGAGCCUGGAGGUCUCUGUCCUGGUGGUAAAUGAUGGGCCAGCUGAAUUGUGCUCUUUUAAAGUCUGGGAUGACCUGGGUUUCCUGAGCAGCUUUGUGCCAACCGAAAGUUUCCUGAAUCCAGGAGAGAGCGUCAACCUCACCGCAAACUUCAUUGCAUCUUUAGAGAACAGCAGCUUUGCCUCCAGCAUCGCAACGUACACAGCAAAAUGUUCAGCUUCCCAAAACUACUUGAAACUGCCCAUCACCGUCAUUUCUGAAACUGCCACAAAAACAGAUGAUAUCCCACCAGUCUACUUGCUUCUAGACCUUUAUAUGCCUUGUGUAGGCAAGUUCCAAAGCAAACCUACCUGCUCUCGGUACAUUUGGCGCAUGAGAUUUUCUGGCAAGGAUGCUCACAGUGCUGUCACUGUCCAAAUCAGUGGAGAUUCUUCUGGUCUAUCUUGCAGCCCGAGCGGGAUUGAUGGCGACAAGGAUGUCAUCUGUCACUAUCAGUCGAACUGUUGUUCUCCUUACGCAGAGGCCCUGAUCAGCGAUGAAAAUGGAAACACAGCCACUCUCACUGUAGACUACAGACAAUCUCGUCCUCCUGCAGCCUUCUGAUCUGCAUCACAUGACUAGCAUACAGGCGAUAAAGCUUUGGAGAGUCAUGUUUUUGGUUUGUAGAUGUCAUUCGCGCUACCCAGAGUCUACACUGCCAAGUGGUAACCCACUGCCCACA